Molecule: messenger RNA, 4174 nt
Organism: Macrobrachium nipponense
Lineage: Eukaryota; Metazoa; Arthropoda; Malacostraca; Decapoda; Palaemonidae
Product: probable G-protein coupled receptor Mth-like 1
Exons: 8
Coding region: 293-2791 (832 amino acids)
Biological process (GO): cell surface receptor signaling pathway; G protein-coupled receptor signaling pathway
Cellular component (GO): membrane
Molecular function (GO): G protein-coupled receptor activity
Source: RefSeq, a predicted model, not a curated record
UGUACUGCUCUCUCUCAACUCAGUUGUUUUCCAGACGUUGAGGAGAUUAGACGGUUCGCGCUGCGCGAAGUCGCAUGCAACAUUCACGCCCAUUACCGGGGAGUUAGAAAGCAAAGUAGAGGUUAUUUACGACGGGGAAGUGAGUGAAUAUCAUUCCAGGGUAGAAUCGAGAAGCUUUUAGUAAGAGAAUCAAUCGCCCACGAUGCGGUAGACGCGAAAAAACGAGAGAGAAAAGUGGUGUACGUAUAUAUAAUAAUUUGACCCAAAUCCGAGAGACGUUCCACUGAAAGAAAUGAUGGUAUCCAGAAUGCUAAACAUUUGCCGCCUCCUGGUCCUGUUGGGCAUCGUGGUAGUGCUGUCUGAUGCCCAACAGGGGGAGGGGGGAGUAGGGGGCGAAUUCAGCACCAAGAAGAGCGUGUCACCGACGCCCAGGGCGGGCUUGGGCGACGGCAACCCAAAGGAGAAGUUAAUUAAGCUCGAAAAAGCAGAGGAGAAGUUGGACAAGGAGAUCUCCGCGCACGAAGCCGCCCUUAGAGGAGCCGGGGGGGCGAACGCCACCAAAGUCCUCCCGCAGAAGGAAGGCUUUAAGAAGAGCAAGAAUACGAACAAGGAGGUGGAGGCGCUCUGCAACAAUGCUCUGCAGGUGGACUUCAACAGCCCCGGCUCUGUGACGCUUUGCACCUGCGGAGUCGAUGAGGUUCACGCCCCCAACGGGUCCUGCACCCGCUACGCCCACGGGACGGUCGUCCUUGCAGAGAAGAACGUCAUCUUCAGGGAGGAGACUCCAGUGUCCAACUUCCGCGUUAGAGUCCAAGACCUGGACUGCUCCAACAAUGUCACACACAGGCAGAUGGUCUUCCCGAAAGGCACCUUCUACCUGAGGAACCGGGGCGACAUCGUCCUAACCGAAGGAGCCGCUCACCUGGUAGGCCUUCGCAUUAAUGACUACUGUAUCGACCACUUCUUGGACGAGGAAGGCAGCCUGUCAUGGAGAAUGAAGGCCUGCAUCCCUCAUCCAGUUGUUCCGAGAUGCUGUCCGCCCGAUCAAGUGUUCAGGAAUGGUACGUGUCAGACUGGGCCAUCUCCUCCUCACUUGUACCCACCAAUCAAGGCAGACCCAAGAGGUGGGGAGCCUAUCACCUGGCCAGUCAUUAGGAAUCAGAUUCAUAGUCCCACGUGUGGCAACGGGCAGGUCAUGAGGACUGUCGCUCUAGAUAUUAACGGGUCAUACCUGUUGGCACUCGCUAACGGGUUGGCUUACCGAUGGUACACACACGUACGCAAUGGGAAGUCCGAGUUUCACUUCUGUCCGGACUUCUGCAUCGACGGGAUACAGAGCAUCGACGGCACAAUGGAGUAUUUCACCAACUUCUGUUACACUCUCCCCGAGCAACGACGUCCCGAGAAGUGCGACACGGACACCUGCAUCCGCAAGUGCUGUAAGCCUGGCGAAAUCAUGAGCGUGGACCACUACCGCUGCCUGCCGUAUGCAAAGAGCAACUUCGAGCCUCCCGUUUCGGAGAGCCUCGACAAAUACGAAGUCGUGUACGGCCGGCCGCCCUGUGCCAUACAUGUCGUGGAGGUCAACAACACCAUAAUUGACUCAAAGGGCAACUGGGUCAUUGGCGAAGAUUCCCUGUCGCCCAACGAGUACUGUAUGGACACAUUCGCCUCCCAGGGAACCCAGACCAUGAGGGCCCUCAUAUGCUGGGGUGGUUACGAGGUCAGCGCCUGGAUGAAGGCCCGCAUGAUCAUCUUCCCCGUGUGUCACGUGAUCUCCCUCGUCUUCCUGGCCAUCACGGUGGGAUUCUACCUCCUGGCGCCUGUUCUGAUGAAGCAGGGAGGGUGGCACCAGCUGGCUUAUGUGCUGUCUCUUAUGCUGGCCUACGCGUCUACAUUCAGCCUCAAUAUAUACCACACCAGACUCACUCCUGGAGGAUGUGUGGGAGUAGCCCUCAUCAUGCAGUUCGGCUUCCUGUCCACAUUCUUCUGGCUGAGUGUCAUGUGCUUUGACAUCGAAAACAAGAUAAGGAGUCUCAAGGAGUUCAGAGCCUAUGUACCAUUGCAUCCCAUGGCCUACGUUGCUUUCGGAUUUGGUGGACCAGUCCUUAUAGGGCUGGUCACGUUGAUAAUCCACGCGACGGUACCCAUUGGUACACCAGGCGUCGUCGUACCUGCCAUUGGCAUAUCUAGGUGUUGGUUCCAUGGUGACAUGGAACUGUUUGUGUAUUUCUACGGCCCCAUCGCCGCCCUCUUCCUGUGCAACAUAGCCCUCAUCAUCUCCACAACAUACAACUACAUGCAAAUCGAGCAGGGGGCCCUGGGGCUGGCCAUGAAGGCCAAGAACGAGACCCCCCAGGGGUCCCAGCCCCCCAUCGAAUACGACAGACAGAAGCAGACGAGGAAGAACUUUGCUGAAUUCAAGCACAAAUUCCUGCUUCUGUCUCUGAUGUGCUUCAGCUGGAUUACAGAGGUCCUUUCAUGGAAGAUCCCGCCAGCAGAGAUCUGGGCUCUGACGGACAUCCUGAACAGCCUACAAGGCCUGUUCAUCUUUUUCAUCUUCCUGACGAACAGGAGAAACCUCAAGGUCCUGAAGGCCCGUCACCCGCGCCUCUACUCCGUCUUCAGGCCCGUCAAGAACGUCUUCAGGAAACUCAGGGGCGUCCUCAGGAAGGGAGGCAAGAGCGGCAACCAGGACGACUGCACAGGACUGGACAAGGAGCUGUCCAUAUCCUCGGAGUUCUCGGAGCUGUCGGAGAACAUCAAGCCUUCGGAUCCCACGGCGACUUGAAACAAGUAGAUUAUGGAUCAGCGCGGCGAAAUGCUCUUACUCGAAGUUUGCAAUUUUCUUUUUUUUUGAGCAAAUAAAACGCUUGCUUCUUAUGAUUUUUCUAAAAAUGGGACGGACUUAAGAAUUGGCAAGCAAGGGGCCAGAGGGAGAGAGAGAAGACGCUUUGAACGAGUCAUUUCUAUAAUCUUAAAACUGUUGUAUCUCGAAACAGAGAUGUCAAACUUUGCAUUGUCAAAUCUUGGGUCUGAUUCUGGACGUUCCUGCAGAUCGAGAGGAAACAUUGGCAAGAAAUGAAAAGCACAGAUUACAAAAGUAAUACAGAUUACAAAUGCCAUUAAUCCUCUUGGUGUUCCCCCAAUUGGCUUUCCAUAUCAGUGACGGUCCUGGAUAGUGAGAAGUGGACCACGCAAUACCCAAAUGCUAUAAUAUAGUGUUGAUGACGUGCCAUCGGAAAUUGUGAAAAAUAAGGACAUCAAAGUUUAUGAGGAAAGAUUAUACAGUGCGUCACCGGCUUACGGCGGAUUCGAUCUUACUCUGUUUUACAGCACUGUAACUUGCCGUUGCGUCAAGUUACGGUGCUAACGGCAAGAAUAGGCAUCAAGUUAAUGGCUCUUACGGUGCUGUAACUUGAUGCGACAUCAAGUUAUGGCGGCCUUAAAGGCGAAACACAGACUUACGGCAGAAAUCAACUUAUGGCGCGGUGCCGGAACGGAUCCAAUGCCGUAAGUCGAGGACCUACUGUACAUAUAUAUAUGACAUUACAAAAUUUCAGUUCGUUUAUUUUCUAUUUAACGACAUUACCCGAUUUCCAGAGCAGAAUCACCAAUAAUAAUUAAUCCAGUCGAAUCAGAAUUGACAUUUGAAACUUCCCACAUAUAAAUGGUGACCAUGGAAAAACAGAUGCAAACGAAAAUGAACCCCCCAAAAAAAUAUAUAUAUAUUUUUUAAAGUGAUAUGAGGUCUUCGGUGAUAUACUUAUGAAAUGUAAAUUUGGCAAAUGCACAAACUUCUGUAACUUAUUAUGCGUUCGACUUUGUAUUUUUACUUAAUAGAUUUAUAUUGAGGGCUUUGCUGACAUAGACACGCGUGGUGUGUUUGUGUGUGUGUGUGUGUGUCUGUGUGUGUAUGUGAGUGUGUGUGUGUGCUGAUUGUUUGACUGACUUCUAAAAAUCAGCCAGCGUCCCAACGAUGAUGUCAUCCACCCCUAAUGUGUAUGUAUACUUGUACAUGUGUAGUAUGUUCAUAUCCGCACGAAAUUCCCUUUAUGAGGUUACAAGGGGCCUGUCAGAUACAUCAGUCAUCCUGUAUUAGUUCAUGCUUAUAUUUAUAGCUUUUGUUAAUUGUUAUCAUAUGUGAAAUAAAUAUAUAUGGACAAAAAGCUGC